Molecule: messenger RNA, 3633 nt
Organism: Poecilia latipinna (sailfin molly)
Lineage: Eukaryota; Metazoa; Chordata; Actinopteri; Cyprinodontiformes; Poeciliidae
Product: gastrula zinc finger protein XlCGF57.1-like
Exons: 2
Coding region: 148-2103 (651 amino acids)
Biological process (GO): regulation of transcription by RNA polymerase II
Cellular component (GO): nucleoplasm
Molecular function (GO): DNA-binding transcription repressor activity, RNA polymerase II-specific; RNA polymerase II cis-regulatory region sequence-specific DNA binding
Source: RefSeq, a predicted model, not a curated record
CUGGUGGCGGUAAAGACCUGAUUCAAUGUGUAAAGAAGAAGAAGAAGUAGCUAAGACGUGAUCCUAGCAACGUUAGCUUUCCUUCUGCUUGCAGUCAUUCUGCGGAUUUUGAUCCAUUUAUGGGCUGAAUAUCUGUUUGCAGUCAGAAUGUCUUCGAUCAAUCUUCAACGAGAGUUGAGCAACGAGCAGGAAACUUCUGCUGACGAAACAUUGACAGAGUUUAAUGGAACCGUGAAGAAGGAGGAAGAGGUAAAUGGUUGGGACAGCCAAACGCCCCGGACCGCAUUACACCGAACUGAUGAUUUGCAGAAUUACAUUUGGAAAGAAGAGGAGGAUCCCUCUGACCAGCAGCUCUGCAAAAAGGAGACGGAUUCCAGUUUGGACCAGAAGGAUUUAGAACCUCUGCAGAUAAAAGAAGAGCAUCAAGAACCAGAACAUCCCUGGACUAAAGAGGAACCUUUAGAGCUCUGCAUAAGUAAGCAGGAAGAGCAACUUGAACUGAAGCAGGAGAAUGAAGAUACAUCAAUAGUGAGUCCAGCUCAUGAAGACAAGUACCACAUUAAACCAGAACCACUUGUGGACCAAGUUGUCUCUCAGGUUUAUAAUCAAACUGAGCUCCAGGAUUGCGAAGGAAAUCCUAAUAAAAUCUCAGGAUCACAGCAAGAUGAAGGGCGGAAACAAAACAAGAGUCAUCAGAAAACCAUGAAGGGCAACAACUGUGUCAACAAUUCAAAAUGCAAAACGGACAAGAAAGCACGCACAGGAGCCGCUGUGUAUUCUUGUAAAAUAUGUGGUGAGGCUUUUAGUGAAAGUAGUAACUUGACUCAGCACUUGAAAAGUCACAAAGGUGAGAAGCGUUUUCAGUGUACGUGUGGAAAGAGUUUUACAAAACAAGGAAAUUUAACAGCGCACAUGAGAAUUCACACAGGUGAGAAGCCCUUUUCCUGUAACACCUGUGAAAAAACGUUCAGAUUGAAACAUUCAUUAAAUAAACACAUGAGGAUUCACUCGGGUGUGAGGCCGUUUAAAUGUCUGUCCUGUGGAAAAAGCUUCAUCACAAAACCUGCUUAUGUUAAACAUGUCAGAAUUCACACAGGUGAGAAGCCUUUCUCUUGCACCAUUUGUGGCAAGAGUUUUAUUGACAAAGGUCACUUGACUAAUCACUUGAGGACUCACACAGAUGAAAAACCUUUCCCCUGUAACUCCUGUGAAAAAACUUUCAGAUCUAAAUAUUCAUUAAUUGAACACAUGACAGUUCACACAGGUGUGAAACCCUUUUCGUGUGAGACUUGUGGACAAGGAUUUAUUAAAAAACGUCAGUUAAUAGUUCACAUGGGACGUCACACAGGUGUGAACCCGUAUUUGUGUGUCAUCUGUGGUAAAGCGUUCAGCCACAGCGGUAGUUUAAAAACUCACUUUGUAACGCACACAAAUGAGGAGUCGCACUGUGUGACAUGUGGAAAACGUUUCAUAAGCAAAACAGGUUUAACACGUCACAUGAGAAUUCACACAGGUGAGAACCUUUUCAAAUGUCAGUUCUGUGGAAAAGGCUUCACUCAGAAAUCUUUUCUGGAUGACCACGUCAGAAUUCACACAGGUGAGAAGCCUUUCACGUGUGUGAUUUGUCUCAAAAGUUUUGCUCGAAAAGUUAAUUUGACUGAUCACAUGAGAAGUCACACAGAUGAAAAGGUGUUUUCCUGUCAUGCUUGUGAAAAAAGCUACAGAUCCAAACCAUCAUUGAACAAACACAUGAAAAUUCACACAGGUGAGAAGCCUUUUUUGUGCCACACCUGUGGAAAAAGCUUUGUUACAAAGUCCGAAUGUAAUAAACACAUGAAAAUUCACACUGGGGAGAAGCCUUUUGUGUGCAACACUUGUGGAAAAAGCUUUGCCGCAAGCUCUGAUUGCAACAAGCAUAUUAGAAUUCACACAGGUGAGAAGCCUUACUCUUGUACCGUUUGUGGUAAGCGUUUUACUCUAAAAGCUUAUUUGCCUCAACACAUGAUGAUUCACACAAAUGAAAGGCCUUUUCGCUGUAAUACCUGUGAAAAAACUUUCAAAAGAAAAGAUUCACUGAAUAAACAUGAGCGUUUACACAGGUGAUAAGCCCCUUUUGUGCAGGACCUGUCAUUAUGUAAAUAUCAAACAUAGCUUUAAAGAAAUUUGACUUUACAAUGUGAUGUCUUGAAAAUGACAUCUGUCUCUUUAAGAAGCUCCUACGCCUUCCAGUAGAAAAUAUUAACUUUAUGCUGUUUACAAACCAUCUUAGGAGUGUUGGACUAAAGAAGUUCAUAUAAGCUCAGCCUACAAGCAGUUCCACCAGGUGUUUGCUAAUUGCUGCUGCCACUAGUCUACAGGAGCAGAAGCACAUAUCGAGAAAGUAGACUUUAUGGAAGUAGGUGGCACUUUAUGAUAGCAAGUGUUUAGGUACCCCUGAAGAUUAAAUGAUUUCUCAAACAUGCAUGAAAGAAUCAAAACAAACACCACCAAGUAUGUUUUUGAUGAGGGAAUAACAUUUAUAACAUAAUAUUCUCAUACCCCCUGUUAAAAUAAAAAACAAUAUUAAAACAAAAACACUCACAUUGGUGACAAGUAGAAGCCACAGCAGCCAUUUGUGUUUCCUAAUUGACCCAUAUAGUUAUAAACAAAUAUGGAUUUAUUGAGUAAUGGCUUACUACAAUUCUUUUCAAUUGUCUUCAAUUGUUUUUGUGCAUUUCUCUGAUCAGAAGUAAAGUUCUCAUAACUGUUUGUUUCACAGGAUUUGGUCCUUUCUGCUCAUCAUGCCAGUUGUUUCUUAUUCCUUCCUACAGAUUGCAAACCCGUUUGCUGCCAUACCAUCCUCUGCUUUUUUAUUUUACAUAAUCUGCUUAUGCCAUGUCAAAUUGUGCUGUCGGUAUUAAUGCUGAAUUGUCGUUGUUGAACUGUCAAGCCAAUAUUUUUCUUCAGUUAUUCCUGAAAUUGUCUUCCAAAUCAAACAUUUUCUGUCAGGUGAACCUCAGUACUUUGCCUUUUCAUGUUGCUAUGAAUAAAUUAGAACUGCAAAGAGCAUUUGCGGUAAAAAUGUCAAAUGUAUUCAGUGCCUGGUGGCCAUUUACCUAACAUACUGUAGAUUUAAAACGGCUUUGCAAGUAUUUCUAUAGUGCUGUCUUGAGUAUUUUCAGGCACUAUCACCAAGAUUUGACUGGCGAGACCUUUUGUCUGAUAAACUUGAAGCCAAAUCGAACAGAAAACUAAUCUUUUUCUCCAGCAAACAUAUUACUGUAUUGCUUAUAUAUAUAUAUUAAACUCUAAACAUGUUUAUUUAUAUGGUACUAUGAUGACUCUAAUGAUGAUGGUUUGUUGGAAUCAGAUUGUUUUUUGGUGGAUUUUUAUACCCGGCCGUCUGUUGCCCUUCGCGAAGUGCAUAAUCCCAACCUGAUGAGGAAAUGUGAAAAAAUGUCUACUGACUGUUUUAUUAAGUGGUAAUCCAACAGUUUUUAUUUUAUUUUACAAAAAAGUUGUAAACCUUGUAAACAUCAGGAUGCCAAAGAGAUCAGAUGUCUGUAGUUCACUACUGAGCUGAAAGUCCUAAAAUCACGGAAACAUGUUUUGUCUGAGAGUUUAAUGAGAUUAAAGCGUUUUCAUUUGAUUUAA